Molecule: messenger RNA, 1794 nt
Organism: Closterium sp. NIES-65
Lineage: Eukaryota; Viridiplantae; Streptophyta; Zygnematophyceae; Desmidiales; Closteriaceae
Source: the annotation of a GenBank genome assembly
AUGAACGGGUUUGUGGCGGAGCAUGGGGUGGGAGGUCAUGAAGGGGAAGGAGCAGCCUACCCAGGAGAACCGACAGGGGAAGGGAGAGGCUACGCGCAAGGGGAAGGGGGAGGAUACGCGUCAGGGGAAGGGGGAGGAUACACGACGGGGGAAGGGGGAGGAUACGCGACGGGGGAAGGGGGUGGAUACGCGACAGGGGAAGGGGGAGGAUACACGACAGGGGAAGGGGGAGGAUACGCGACAGGGGAAGGGGGAGGAUACGCGACGGGUGCACGGGGGGGAUACGCGCAAGGGGAAGGAGGCGGAUAUGCGACAGGGGAAGGGGGAGGAUACGCGACGGGUGCAGGGGGAGAAUACGCGACAGUGCAAGGGGAAGGAUACGAGCAAGGGGAAGGGGGGGGAAACGAGACAGGGGUAGGGGGAGGAUACGCGACCGGCGCAGGAGGAGAAUACGAGACAAGGGAAGGGGAUGGGUACGAGGGCGAGGAAGGGGGCGAGGACGGGGGAGAGGAAGGGGGAGAAGACGAGGGAGAGGAAUGGGGGGAAGAAGAGGGUGAGGAAUGGGGAGAAGACGGGACAGGGGAACAAGGUGCAUACGCGUCGGGGGAAGGGGGAGUACACGCGACAGUGCAAGGGGGAGGAUACGUGACAGAGGAAGGGGGAGGAUACGGGACAGUGCGAGGCGGUGAAGACGAGGGAGACAAAUGGGGAGAAGGCGGGACAGGGGAACAAGGUGCAUACACGGCAAGGGAAGGGGGAGUACACGCAACAGUGCAAGGGGGAGGAUACGAGGGAGAGGAAGGGGGAGAAAAUGGGACAGGGGAAGGGGGAGGAUACGCGGCAGGGGAAGGGGGCAGAUACGUCGUAAGGGGGGGGAAAGUCUAUGAGGAACAGGAAGGGGGGGAGUUUGCGGCGCAGGGUGAGGGAGGAUACGAGGCAGAGGAGGGGGGGAGAGUCAUGGCCGAAGGCGGGGAAGACGGUCGGGCGAGAGAUCCUGCCGAAGGCGAUGGUGCGCUGAACGCAGCGGUGCGACAGGAGGCACAUGAAGGCGGGGAGGACGACGCUGAGGAUGAUGAUGUUGAACGUAUGCUGUACCCUGUCAGGCCGGUUGCGGAAGCAAGCCGUGGCUCCACGAUGGAUGAAAGUGAGGAGGAGGCAGCCGCGAUCAUGCGGGGCAAGGCCAAGUGCAUGGCGACCCUAAACAUGGAUGAGGGCACGGGCGCGGCAAAGCACGGGGCAGAGGGCGGGGAGAAGGGCGAGGUGGGCGAGCAGGGCGGGGCGGAGGGAGAGGAGGGCGAGGCAGAGGACAGGAUGAUGGAGAGGGGGAAGGGCGUGAAGGGCGAGGCGGCGGCCGAGCAGGGCGGGGCGGAGGGAGAGGAAGGCGAGGCAGAGGACAAGAUGAACAAGAGGGAGAAGGGAGUGGAGGGCGGGGCGUCGGGCGUGGAGGGCGCGGCGGAAAUCGUGGAGCGGGUCAACUUGGCCGCGGGGCUGGAGGUAGAGGAAGGGGCGAAGGAAUGGGACGAGGAAGAGGAAGGGGUGCCACAGCCCGCUCUCUGCCAUCUUUCCACCCUUGCCUCCCUGCCAUUGACAGGAGAUGCACGGAGGAGGAGGGAGGGAGAGGCGGGGGUGUGCAUGGUCCUCUCUGCUCCUUUCCUAUUGGGCUAUUUUCAGGCCCGCUGUUCUCACCCAGCCCGCUCUCUGCCAUCUUUCCACCCUUGCCUCCCUGCCAUUGACAGGAGAUGCACGGAGGAGGAGGGAGGGAGAGGCGGGGGUGAAAUCGAUAUGCCUUCGUAA